AUGUGGGAGCAAGUGAAACUGCUUGGGCACAUGGGGAAAGUAUCUCUUAAAGGAGUAGUAAAUGAGGAGUUACUGGAUAUAUACAGGGAUGCUGAUCUGUUAAGUUUGUGUGAUAAGGUACCACUUUCUUAUAAGAGAGUGGUGCUGAUUUAUGUACAACACAUUGAAGAGGAAGGUGUUGCAGUGAAUGAGGAUUGUGAAGAGGUAGCUGUGGCAUUGAAUGAGGAUAGUGAGAAUAUUGGGCCUGGUAGUGGUGAAAAUAGGGCUUCUACUGAAGGCAGUAAGCCACUGAACAAUGAAAAAGAGGGCCGGCCUUUUACUGAGCAUCAUGGGCCUGCUUGCAGAGUUGAAGACUGGGUUUCAAGUGAUGAUGAUGGGCCCUUGAACAAUGAGGGUAGUAGGGCUGAUAUAGGUGACACUGAUGUGGAAGACAGUGAAGAAGAAGACAAGGAAGAGGACCCUGAUUUUGUUGACAACCAGCCAAAAGUAGUUAAAGACCCAAAUGCCCCUGUAGAUGAAGAUCGGGAGUCAACUGAUGUAGCUAAAAGUGAUGUUGAGAGCUUGUAUAGUAGCUCAGAUGAUGAGGAUGAUGGGAACCAGAAGAAAAGGAAGAAGAAAUUGCCUACAUUUCAAGAUUUUAGGCCUGAAAUAGACAUGCGCAACCCUGUGUUUAAGCUGGGUUUAAGGUUUGCAACCACUGACCUAUUUAGGAAAGCAAUUAGGAACUAUUCAAUUGUGAACAAGAGGAUGAUUAAAUUCAAAUGCAAUGAUCGUGAUAGGGGAUGUAGGCCAGUUAUAGGAUUUGAUGCUUUUCAAAUAAAGGGUCAUCACCCUGGACAAUUGUUAUCUACUGUUGGUGUGGAUCCUAACAAUGUCAUGUAUCCUAUUGCGUAUGCAGUGGCUGAGGUGGAGAAUUAUGAAACAUGGUCAUGGUUUUGUCAACUGUUGGCAGAGGACCUUGGAAUCGAAAACAUCUGCGGAUAUGUCUUUAUCACAGACAAGCAAAAAGGCUUGAUUGAUGCAGUACAUGAUCAUUUUCCAAACGCUGAGCACAGACACUGCCUCAAACACUUAGAAGCAAAUUUUUUGCUUGCUGGUCACAAAGAAUUGGUGUUGAAAUUGCAAAUGGAGAAAAUUGCAAGGAGCACAAUCAUCCCAUGGUGA
Prunus armeniaca (apricot) is the source of this 1164-nucleotide messenger RNA. The record is from the annotation of a GenBank genome assembly. NCBI's taxonomy places the organism in Eukaryota, Viridiplantae, Streptophyta, Magnoliopsida, Rosales, Rosaceae.